This is a messenger RNA of Cololabis saira (Pacific saury), 2263 nucleotides long. It is a transcript of the gene ssuh2rs1, whose product is annotated as ssu-2 homolog, related sequence 1. The record is from RefSeq and is a predicted model, not a curated record. Bases 222 to 1331 code for a protein of 369 amino acids. NCBI's taxonomy places the organism in Eukaryota, Metazoa, Chordata, Actinopteri, Beloniformes, Belonidae. The transcript has 12 exons. Gene Ontology annotation, molecular function: heat shock protein binding.
AAUUAAUAGUUUUCUUAUUUUGUUCUUUAAAAAAAAUAAUUUCAUGUAUUACAACUGCACUCUUCCGGAAAGUGACGUCACUGGUGGAGGAGUUGUUGAGCGCAAGACGCUCACUGUCAGCGUGUAGUGAAGAGUGGAGAUUGUUUUACAGAUGUUAAAGUCUGUGAGGGAUUAACAAUUUGGUUUAACACGUUUUUAACUUCGCUUUAUAAAGGAUCAGGAUGUACACCAACAGGGAGGGGCAAGCACUGUUUGCCCCGCCCGCAGGAGCGUCCCAGGGCCCCAGCGCUCCUCCAGCCAGCAUGUUUGACAACAUGCCAGGAUACGAAGGAACAGUGGCCGGAGGAGGUGGAUUUCUGCCACCUCCAAUGCCUGCUUACCCAGCUCCUCAGCCUACGCCUGGACCACAACAGCCAAAUUGGAAUAUCCCAUCUAUAAGUGAAGAUACUGCUCGCGGUGCAUUUGCCCUGUUUGCCUCCAGCAAAUGCUGCUACAGUUCUGGACCAGCAAAGGAUGGUGUGAUCACCAACAUGGAGGCAUUUAAUACAUACAGGUACCGUCUGGAAACAUUUACUGAAUUAAGAUCUACAGAGUGGAGUCAUGAGCCAUAUACUGGCCAGCCAGUGGAUGCCUACUCCCAACAGCCUCCGGGGCCAUGGGAUAUUCCUGCGAAAACACCCAAUUUUUUUAUGGACAGCCAACAGAAUAUCAAGGUUCCCUACACAUCAUCUGUGAAGCCUUGCCACAACUGUGUGGGAAUGGGGCGAAAACCUUGCAAACACUGUGCUGGUGCUGGCAAUAAAGUCUGUUGGGUGUGCAAUGGAUCUGGGUACCGUCAUGGAGAUGAUAGAUGCCACCACUGCAGUGGUAGAGGGAGGGAAAAUUGCACUCACUGCCAUGGGCAAGGAUCAGAGCAAUGUAACGCAUGUCGUGGAAAACAGCAGCUCCUAGUCUACAUCAACCUCAAAGUGAAAUGGACUAACAACUCUGAUGACUAUGUUGUGGAGCAGUCAAGUGGACUCCAGCUGGCCAACCUGAGUAAGGUUUCUGGCAAGGAGCUUUACAGAGACUCACAGUACUUGGUGUACCCUGUGAUGGGCUUUCCAGACCCUCAGGUGGUGCAAGCUUCACAACGCCUUGUCAGUGAUCAUCAGGGCAAAUACACCCAGACAUCACGCGUUCUACAACAGCGUCAAACCAUAGAGCUGAUCCCAGUCACAAAGGUCACUUACUCUUGGAAAGGGAACUCACAUAUUUACUUUGUUUAUGGAAAUGAAUUCAAAGUUAAUGCAGAUAACUAUCCUGCCACCUGUUGUUGUUCUGUGAUGUAAUUGCAGUGAUUGGGCAUGACAUGUUGUUUUUUUGUACUUUCUGAGCCUUUGAAUGACUUGUAUAUAAGUCAUAAAAGGACCCUCUGUGAUGAAUAAAAGGAGAAACGUUUUGCAAAACACUUAAAUAUAUUGCAUACGUCAAAAUAACACCAAAUAUUGAAAAUGAUCAUUUCUAAUUGAAUGCAAGAAACAUAAAAAAAAAUGUGGUAAUAAAAAGAAUAGUCAAAUUGGACUGCCAUUUCUGUGCUCAGGCUUCCUGUAUGAUGGACUUAUGCAAAGUGGAAAAUAGAUGCAUCCCGACCUGGUGAGGAGCAUUUGUGCACAUCACAUGAGUAUAAUCUGCAAGUUUAAAGGCACCACUAAUGUUAAGUAACAUAGGAAAUUUUAUGAGCACCGAUGCCCAUACAAUUACAUCAGCAGGGUAUUGUAGUGAAUGUGGAAAGGACCAAGAGGCCAAACAGGCCUGUAUGCAUAGCUUAUUUAGCAAACUUUUUCUACAUAAUUUAACAGCUUUACUAGAAAUCUGAUUUACCGUACCAAUGAAGACUCACAAACUAAAGAAAUAUGAAUAUUUACAAUCGAAAGUGAUUAUUAAAAUGUUUAUAUUUGCAUGCUAUUCUGAUACAUUAACCACAGAAAAACGAUACUCAAUUAUACAACGUAAGCCAUAAUGAAAUAAUUCACUGAUUAUUUUUGCACUAUCCUAUACAUUUUUUUUCUUUUUAUUCAGCAAACUAUAUAUUUUAUACUGUGUAUUUUUGCAGCCAAUGAAAUCACGGACAGAAGCUCCAUCUGUUUACUAUUAUGCCACUUGUGAUUGUUUUAUAUACAGGACUGUCUCAGAAAAUUAGAAUAUUGUGAUUUUCUGUAAUGCAAUUACAAAAACAAAAACGUCAUUCAUUCUGGAUUCAUUAUAAAUCAACUGAAAUAUU